Messenger RNA from Theileria equi strain WA, 1193 nucleotides. RefSeq names its product choline/ethanolamine kinase, putative. Gene Ontology annotation, biological process: phosphatidylcholine biosynthetic process; phosphatidylethanolamine biosynthetic process. Gene Ontology annotation, cellular component: cytoplasm. The transcript has a single exon. The record is from RefSeq and is a predicted model, not a curated record. Bases 63 to 1193 code for a protein of 376 amino acids. Gene Ontology annotation, molecular function: ethanolamine kinase activity; choline kinase activity. Lineage: Eukaryota; Apicomplexa; Aconoidasida; Piroplasmida; Theileriidae.
AUUCUUCUUCCACCCGUAAAAUUGCAAUUCCUGCGGACCAUUCUUGACUGAGUUUAGCUAGAAUGGUCUCCGAAUGUCUGUCUCCAAAUACUCUGAUGAGCAACGCCACCGCGGCCAGCAGUUACAUGGUCAAGGUCGAUGAUUCUGACGAGUUGAAGGACAUUUGUAUAAAGUACGUCCCCUUCUGGGACAAGUUUGGCCACGGGGACAUCCAGGUCCACAAGAUUACGAGUGCAAUGACAAACAGAGUCUACAGGGUCCAGGUGCUUGAACCCAGGAAGGACUCGUUGGGGGCACACAAAGUGUUGCUGAGACUCGUAUACCCGGAUGAACUCGUUUCCUUCGAUAUGGAGUGUCAAAACGAGGUGCUUGAACUGCUGAGCUCCCACGAGUUCUCUCCCAGACUUGUGGCAGCGUUUCCAGGAGGACGCAUAGAGCAGUGGCUGGACGGGUACAUACUCUGUACGGGCUCUUUGCAGAACAUCUCGCUACUCACGUCCGUUGCAGCCAUCCUGGGCAAGUUUCACAGGACAGUUAGUGUAGUCGCCAAGCCGUCUUGGAGCAGGAAACCAAUGGUUGAUAGGAUAGUUGAGCGGUGGCUCCCGCAUGUCAAAGUGGCUGUACAAAAGUGUGGAAUGGACGUAGACGUGGACAAAUUAUACAGGGCGUUUGAUGUCUACAAGAAGGUUAUUGCUAAGCAUUCUGAGACGUCCCAGUCCUUCUCCAACAAGGUCGUCUUUUGCCACAAUGACCUGCAUAUUAAAAACAUUGUAGCGACUUACACUGGGCUGCGCUUCAUUGAUUUCGACUAUGCCGGCUUCAAUUAUGCCGGGUAUGAUGUCGCCAACUUUUUCGCGGAUAUGCCAUUCUGCUACGUGGACCAGUCUCCGUCCUUUAGAGUUGAUGAGUCGCUUGAGCUUUCCAGGGACCUCAAGGUUCUUUUCGCCAGUGUAUAUCUCUCUGCAGCCACUGGAUCAAAUGUGCUACCAUCUGACUCUGAGACUAUCGACGAGUUUCUGAAAUCAGUCGAGAUUCACACUCUGGGACCCGUGCUCCUCUGGUCCCUUUGGGGCAUCCUCCUGGCCGCUAGACCCGAUGUAGACAGUGAUUUCGACUAUCUCUCAUACAGCAAGGUUAAGUUUAGUCUCUUUGGAAAGGUGCUGGAGGAAAGCGGACUGGGAUACGCUCUCUAG